UAAUUGGGAAGGGUUUCCAGAAGGUGGGAAAUGUCACCUGAUUCACACUGAACUUUUAAAAGCUCCCCACCCCCAAGAAGCCGCGCACACCCUCGCUCGCGGCCGCCCUCCCACAGCCCCACACACUGGGAGACCGCCCACCGCAAACCGCGGAGACCCCCGUCUAGAUUUAAAGCGCGGCUGCGCCCGGCUUCUGACGUCCAUUGAAUCGCGCGGGCGGCCGGCGGCGAGCGCGGGGCUGCGCCAGGAUCGCUGCGCCCUCCGCCGCUGGCCUCUGCGACGCGCGCCGCUCUUCCGAGCCACCCGCCACCGCGCCGGCUCCCCAGCGCCGCAGCGCUCCUCGCCCCGCGCCUGCCCCCAGGAUGGUCCGCGCAAGGCACCAGCCGGGUGGGCUUUGCCUCCUGCUGCUACUGCUCUGCCAGUUCAUGGAGGACCGCAGUGCCCAGGCUGGGAAUUGCUGGCUCCGUCAAGCGAAGAACGGCCGCUGCCAGGUCCUGUACAAGACCGAACUGAGCAAGGAGGAGUGCUGCAGCACCGGCCGUCUGAGCACCUCAUGGACCGAGGAGGACGUGAAUGACAACACACUCUUCAAGUGGAUGAUUUUCAACGGGGGAGCCCCCAACUGCAUCCCCUGUAAAGAAACGUGUGAGAACGUGGACUGUGGACCUGGGAAAAAAUGCCGAAUGAACAAGAAGAACAAACCCCGCUGCGUCUGCGCCCCGGAUUGUUCCAACAUCACCUGGAAGGGUCCAGUCUGCGGGCUGGACGGGAAAACCUACCGCAAUGAAUGUGCACUCCUAAAGGCAAGAUGUAAAGAGCAGCCAGAACUGGAAGUCCAGUACCAAGGCAGAUGUAAAAAGACUUGUCGGGAUGUUUUCUGUCCAGGCAGCUCCACAUGUGUGGUGGACCAGACUAAUAAUGCCUACUGUGUGACCUGUAAUCGGAUUUGCCCAGAGCCCACUUCCUCUGAGCAAUAUCUCUGUGGGAAUGAUGGAGUCACCUAUUCCAGUGCCUGCCACCUGAGAAAGGCUACCUGCCUGCUGGGCAGGUCUAUUGGAUUAGCCUAUGAGGGAAAGUGUAUCAAAGCAAAGUCCUGUGAAGAUAUCCAGUGCACUGGUGGGAAAAAAUGUUUAUGGGAUUUCAAAGUUGGGAGAGGCCGGUGUUCCCUCUGUGAUGAGCUGUGCCCUGACAGUAAGUCGGAUGAGCCUGUCUGUGCCAGUGACAAUGCCACUUAUGCCAGCGAGUGUGCCAUGAAGGAAGCUGCCUGCUCCUCAGGUGUGCUGCUGGAAGUAAAGCACUCCGGAUCUUGCAACUCCAUUUCGGAAGACACUGAGGAAGAGGAGGAAGAUGAAGACCAGGACUACAGCUUUCCUAUAUCUUCUAUUCUAGAGUGGUAAACUCUCUACAAGUGUUCAGUGUUGACAUAGCCUUUGGGCAAAAAAAAAAGAAAAAAGAAAAAAAGAAAAAUAUAUUGUCCAUACUGUAAAUAAGUGUAUGCUUAUUUAUUUGGGGGGGAAACUAUACAUUAAAGGACCUUUGUCCUAAAGCUCUCUCCCAGGCCACCUUGUUACUCAUUGGACACGGAGAGGCAUUCAUUGUGAGGUCUACUGGAUGAGGCCCAUAGUUGAGACUUGUAGACAUUUAUUUAUACUGUGUCAUGUUUUAUAAUUUAUACAUAAAAUGUCUGGUUGACUGUAUACCUUGUUUUUGAAGAAAUUUAUUCGUGAAAGGAAGAGCAGUUGUUAUUUAUUGUGAGGUCUCUUGCUUGUAAAGUAAAAGCUUUUUUUCCUUGUAAACCAUUUAAGUCCAUUCCUUACUAUUCACUCACUCAUCUGUCUCCCUUCAUUUCACCGUUAGACUCUUUUCCACUUUCAACAAACUUGCAUGUCAGUUUCUGUCAUGUUUAUUUAUUGGAUUCUCUGCUGCCUGAUCUGUACAUACAUGAUCCCUCGGGUUUUGUUUACAAGGAACCUUGACUGACCAAAAGGCAUUAUCACUCUUACUCAAAUACAAGGUACAGAGGAUAAGCAUCUUUGAGGAAACUCCUACUUCAGUUCUUUUGUUAUGACGAAGACAUUUGUGAGAGAGGAGAUGAUUAGAAUUCUAGUAAUGUACUUUUAAGAUGUUACAGAUACAAAGAAAUGAUGUGGGUGUCAGGAGACUAAAGGAUGGUGAAGGCUACACAUUCAACCUUUUGUUAGGUGUUUCCUUUAAGCUAGUCAGCUGUACCUUUUACAUUAGUUCUUUUUCAACCAAUGUGUCACUAAAAGUUUUAUCAAAGCUUUAUCAGUUCAAGUUUCUUGCUUUUCAUAAUACUUUUUUCGAUGCAAUUUUAUAUUUUCAAACAUGGCAAGUUAAAAUAUAAAUUCAUUUAAAUAUAUAGUUUUGUACUUUUCUACCAUGUAAAUGUGCAAUGUAUAUAAAAGUUAUAAUGUGUAUUUGUAAAUAAAUGAUGAGUGAAAAAAUAAAAAAUUUUAAAAAGCCAA
This is a messenger RNA of Rhinopithecus roxellana (golden snub-nosed monkey), 2486 nucleotides long. RefSeq names its product follistatin (gene FST). The transcript is spliced from 6 exons. Gene Ontology annotation, molecular function: protein binding; activin binding. Gene Ontology annotation, biological process: negative regulation of activin receptor signaling pathway; cell differentiation; regulation of BMP signaling pathway. The coding region runs from base 363 to 1397 and encodes 344 amino acids. NCBI's taxonomy places the organism in Eukaryota, Metazoa, Chordata, Mammalia, Primates, Cercopithecidae. The record is from RefSeq and is a predicted model, not a curated record.